AUGGAUUUAGGACUUGUAGGAACAUUUCUUCUGGUAACCUGUAUUACUGUUCUGUUUUAUCUAUAUACAUGGUGGGGCAAAAUUAGGAAGGCAAAUUUGCCCCCUGGACCUAUGCCUCUGCCCCUGCUGGGAAAUAUUCUUCAAUUUAGCACCAAGGAAUUCCCCCGGUCUGUGAUUAAGCUGAGUGAGAAAUAUGGACCCGUGUUUACGAUUUAUCUGGCCAAAAGACGAGCAAUCAUGCUUAUUGGACACGACACGGUGAAGGAGGCUCUUGUUGAUCACAACGAUGAAUUUGGCAACAGGGGUACCUCAGACAUAUUGUAUUUGUUCACCAAGGAUUAUGGAAUGCUCUUUAGCAAUGGAGAGAGGUGGAAGACAUUGCGGAGAUUCUGUCUCAUGACAUUGAGAAAUUUUGGAAUGGGGAAGAGAAGCAUUGAGGAAAGAAUCCAAGAGGAAGUUCAGUGUCUUUCAGAAGUCUUUCAAAAAUAUAAAGAUACCUCUUUUGAUCCCGCAAAUAUAUUGAGAAAAGCUGUGUCCAAUGUGAUUGUCUCUAUUGUAUUCGGAGAAAGAUAUGAUUAUGAAGACAAGGCGUUUAAUGAUAUUCUGUCAAAUCUUAGAGAAAUCAUUGGGCUAUUGAAUUCAUCUUCUGGUUUGUUGUUCAGAAUUUUUCCGUAUGUAGCUAAAUGGAUCCCUGGACCUCACCAGAAAGUUUUCACAAUUAUGCAGCGGGUAAGAAAGUUUUUGAGAGAUCAGAAAAAUUCUCAUCAUGAGUCACUGGAUGCAAACUGCCCGAGGGACUUAAUAGACUGCUUCUUGAUAAGGAUGGCUCAGGAUAAAAAUAAUCCCAAUACAGAAUUCCAUGAAGAGAAUUUAUUGAUGACUAUAAUGGAUUUAUUCUUUGCUGGCACUGAGACCACAAGCCUAUCACUAAGAUAUGCCUUCCUGAUAAUGCUGAAAUAUCCAGAUAUACAAGAUAAGAUCCACAAAGAGAUAGACCGUGAGAUCGGCCAUGAUCGAUGUCCGUCAGUAGAGGACCGGAUUAAGAUGCCCUAUACAGAUGCCGUAAUCCAUGAAAUAUUGAGAUUCGGUGACACCGUGCCUAUGGGAGUUAUGCACACAACCAGUCAAGACACGACCUUCAGGGGAUAUGACAUUCCUAAGGGUACCGUGGUUUUCCCUGUACUGACCUCUGUCCUGAAGGACCCCAAGUACUAUAAAAAUCCCCAAACAUUUGAUCCUGAACAUUUUUUGGAUGAGAACGGCUGCUUUAAAAAGAACGAUGCAUUCAUGGCAUUCUCUGCAGGUAAACGCGUGUGUGUGGGGGAAGGUCUUGCUCGCAUGGAACUCUUUCUCUUCUUCACCACCAUAUUGCAGAAGUUCACACUAAAGCCAACAGUGAACAAAAAGGACAUUGAUAUAUCUCCAGAGCCAGGAAGUAAUGGUACCAGACCCCGCCUUUACCAGAUGUAUGCUGCGUCUCGCUCAAAACCCUAGAUGGACUUGUUAUUCUGGCAACAUAACUGUGACUGGGCCUGAAGUGCUCCAGAGUCCAUGGAGGUAGUAAGGAAGCUGACCUGGCGGAGGCACUCAGUCGGAGUACAUGAGCUCUGUCAUAAUGACCUUCCCAAUCUCUAUGGAAACUCUGCAAACAAAGAUCAUAGAUAUUGCAAUUG
Pelobates fuscus (common spadefoot toad) is the source of this 1673-nucleotide messenger RNA. RefSeq names its product cytochrome P450 2A13-like. Bases 1 to 1494 code for a protein of 497 amino acids. Gene Ontology annotation, biological process: xenobiotic metabolic process; epoxygenase P450 pathway. Gene Ontology annotation, cellular component: intracellular membrane-bounded organelle; cytoplasm. The record is from RefSeq and is a predicted model, not a curated record. The transcript is spliced from 9 exons. Gene Ontology annotation, molecular function: arachidonate epoxygenase activity; oxidoreductase activity, acting on paired donors, with incorporation or reduction of molecular oxygen, reduced flavin or flavoprotein as one donor, and incorporation of one atom of oxygen; heme binding. NCBI's taxonomy places the organism in Eukaryota, Metazoa, Chordata, Amphibia, Anura, Pelobatidae.